This is a messenger RNA of Tarenaya hassleriana, 1878 nucleotides long. RefSeq names its product myb family transcription factor EFM. Gene Ontology annotation, molecular function: DNA-binding transcription factor activity; DNA binding. Lineage: Eukaryota; Viridiplantae; Streptophyta; Magnoliopsida; Brassicales; Cleomaceae. The transcript has 5 exons. Bases 250 to 1581 code for a protein of 443 amino acids. The record is from RefSeq and is a predicted model, not a curated record. Gene Ontology annotation, biological process: regulation of DNA-templated transcription.
UUCUCCGCCUCUUCAGCCUCUCCAAACCCUAAUUCUGUAGAACACAGAAAACCCUAAAAAAGACAAAGAACAAAGACCUGGUUUUUUUUCUCUCUCACAUGCUUAUGUUCCCUACUUGCUCCAUCAAACCCUAAUUCUGACCAUCCAAAAAAACUGUCAAACAAUCCACGAAUUUCUUGAUUCUUACGCAGAUAGUGUGACAAGAAUAUACAUAUAUAUAUAGAUAUCUGUAUAUUAUCUAUAUUGUGUAUGGCUUCCCCAUCGGAACUAAGCUUGGAGUUCAAGCCACAAAGCUACUCUAUGCUUUUGAAAUCCUUUGGUGACAACUUUCACAACGAUCUGACGAUGCAAAAGCUCGAAGAUUUCCUCUCCCGUCUCGAAGAAGAGCGUCUGAAGAUCGACGCCUUUAAGCGAGAGCUUCCCCUUUGCAUGCAACUCCUCACCAAUGCUGUGGAAGUUUACAAGCAACAAUUACAAGCGUGUAGAGCAAAUGGUGGCAAUAACCAUGGUGCAAGACCUGUGCUUGAAGAGUUCAUACCUCUAAGAAGCUCAGACAACAAUAACCACGAAAAGGCCGAUAAUAAGGCCGGAUGGAUGACAAAUGCUCAGCUGUGGAAUCAAACGGCGGCAGAUGAAACGAAACCACACGUGGCAAUAUCCGCGAAAGGAGAUACCGAUAUCACUCUCGGUGUUGCUGCAAGUCCCAAACUAGGGUUAGACGCGAAACCUAGAAACGGAGGGGCGUUCUUGCCCUUUUCGAAAGAGCGAUCUUUGCCCGAAUUGGCCCUCUCGAACUCUGCUGAUAACGUCGAGACUGAGGAUGUCCAGAGAGUUUCCGACAGUGGUGGAAAACCUGUCAUCCAACAAAACAAAGGCCAAAACGGUCAUCUAAACGAUUCACAAGCAACGAUCGAAACCAAUAAUGCGAACUUGAAUGGAGCUUCUUCGACCAGUGGUGGUGCGGCUCAAACUAAUAGGAAGGCACGGAGAUGUUGGUCACCGGACUUGCAUAGGAGAUUCGUUCAAGCCCUUCAAAUGCUUGGCGGCUCUCAAGUGGCCACACCGAAACAGAUAAGAGAACUAAUGAAAGUUGAUGGUUUAACGAACGACGAAGUGAAAAGCCACCUCCAGAAGUACCGGCUUCACACAAGAAGACCGAGCCCAAGCCCACAAGCCACAGGUGGCCCAGCACCGCAGCUGGUGGUCCUAGGUGGCAUCUGGGUCCCACCGGAAUACGCGACAGCGGCCCACGGCGGCGGUCCGGCGAUCUACCAUCACCACUCGACCGCAGCCGCAGCCCAUCAUCCUCCGCCGCCGCACUUCUGCUCUGCUUCCGUUCCCCAAGAAUUCUACACCUCUUCCGCUGCUCUACCGCCUCUUCCACCGCCGAUCCACCACCACCACCACCACCAGAUUCAUGCUUACAAGGCGACAUCAUCAGCCUCGCCGGAUUCUCCUACCGGCCGCGACAGUACGCCGGAGGAGGGCAGGUCGGAAAGUGGUGGAGAGAGGAAAGGGUUGGCCGCUCUGAAGGAAGAAGGUGAGGAGAGCAAUGGAAGUGAAAUAACUCUCAAAUUCUAGGGUUUUUUGUUUGUUUUUGUUUUUGGUGGGGCUGCAGGGGGGUUGUGGGCGUGGGUUCUAGGGUUAGGUUUGUAACUACGUCGAUUUACUUGCAUGCAUUUUCCAUGCUUGUCUUGGCUACAAAAAAAUCAUAGGGCAGUGAUAGUGAGUCUUAUUAUCAAUGAUCAUCAUCAUCAUCAUCAUCAUCACCAUCACCAUCACCAUCAUGUGUUUUGGAUUGAGUUGUAGGAAAGGCAUAAUGACCUUUUUUUUAACUGAGAAAUAAGGCAUAAUGGAUGACGGAAACAGUUUGAAUUC